GUAUCCGAUGGUCUAAUGUAUGUUUCUCUUCUGAGACAUCAGAAAAUUGCAUUGGAUUGGAUGCUUCAGAAGGAAACCAGAAGUUUGCAUUGCCUUGGGGGUAUUUUGGCUGAUGAUCAGGGCCUUGGCAAGACAGUUUCAAUGAUUGCCCUCAUCCUAAUGCAGAGGUUACUGCACUCAAAAUCUAAAACAGACGAUGCAUCCAAUCAUAAAACUGAAGCUUUGAAUUUGGAUGAUGAAGAUGAUCGUGUUACUGUUGAUGUGGAAAAGCUUGAAAAUAAAGAAGAAUCUGAUGAUGUAGAAGCUAUUACAGAACCUAGGAAACGGCCAGCUGCUGGUACACUUGUUGUUUGCCCGGCAAGUGUUCUUCGACAAUGGGCCAGAGAGUUUAAAGAAAAAGUUGUUGAAGAGCAGAAACUUACUGUUUUGGUUUAUCAUGGGGGCAGCAGGACAAAGGAUCCUACUGAACUUGCAAGAUAUGAUGUGGUCCUCACAACAUAAGCUGUUGUGACUAAUGAAGUUCCAAAGCAGCCAUUGGUUGAGGAGGAUGAUAUUGAUGAAAAAAUAGGGGAAAUAUUUGGAAGUAAGAAAACUAAAAAGGGUAGAAAGGGAUUAGACGAUUCUUCGAUUGAAUGUGCUUCUGGUCCUCUUGCAGAAGUACGUUGGUUUAGGGUUAUUCUAGAUGAAGCUCAAACAAUAAAGAACCAUAGAACUCAGGUAGCUAGAGCUUGCUGCAGUCUUAGGACCAAAAGAAGGUGGUGCUUAUCUGGAACACCUAUUCAAAAUACUAUCGAUGAUCUUUAUAGCUACUUUAGGUUCCUGAAGUAUGAUCCUUAUGGUGUAUAUAAAUCGUUCUACAAUACAAUAAAAGUUCCAAUAUCCAGAAAUUCUAUAGAAGGGUACAAGAAGCUUCAAGCAAUUUUGUCGACUAUUAUGCUUCGCCGUACAAAAGGAACUAUGAUCGAUGGGAAGCCAAUAAUCAAUUUACCUCCUAAAACAAUUGAGCUGACUAAGGUGGAUUUCUCCACUGAGGAACGGGCCUUCUAUAUGCAGUUGGAAGAUGAUUCCCGUUCCCAAUUUAAGGCAUAUGCUGCUGUUGGCACUGUGAAUAAAAACUAUGCAAAUAUUCUUUCAAUGCUUUCCCGUCUUCGUCUAGCUUGUGAUCACCCGCAUCUUGUUAAAGAUUUUAAUACUGAUCCCAAGGUUUGGUCUUUCUCUGUUCAAGAACUCAUCCGCCCUUCUUACCAAAGAUUGCUAAAUAAUUUGGAAACAACCUCUGCUAUAUGCUGUGCUUGCAAGGAUCCACCUGAAGACCCUGUUGUUACAAUGUGUGGCCAUGUCUUCUGUUAUCAAUGUGUAUCAGAUUACUUGAAUGGUGAUGGUAAUACAUGCUCUGCUCCUGGUUGUAAAGCAGCACUUGCAGAAGAUGCUGUUUUCUCCAAGGCUACGUUGAAGAGUUGCUUGUGUGAUGAACUUUGUGGUAGUAAUUCCAUAAAAGUGCAUGAUUUUGCUCAUUCACUAGUGCAGCAGAGUGAGUACACUUCAUAUAAAAUCAAAGCUGUCCUUGAGACUCUGCAUUCAAAUUGUAAACUGAAUAGUCGUAGCUCUGGUUUACUAAAUUCUGCUGAAAGCCAUAGAGGUUCACUACUAUCUUCUGAUGAUUCAUAUAUUGAAGAUUGCGACUUAGAUGCUAAGAUUAUGAAACACACAAGAAAAUAUUCACAGUUGACAACCGUAGGACCAAUAAAUGCUAUAGUUUUUUCCCAAUGGACUAGAAUGUUGGACUUAGUUGAGGCAUCAUUGCAACAAUCCCCUAUACAAUACAGGAGACUUGAUGCGACGAUGUCUCUGAUUGCUAGAGACAUAUCUGUUAAAGAUUUCAAUACUGAUCCCGAGGUAACUGUUAUGCUGAUGUCGCUGAAAGCAGGAAAUCUUGGUUUGAAUAUUGUUGCUGUGUGUCAUGUUAUUCUUUUGGAUCCGUGGUGGAAUCCAACAAAUGAAGAUCGAGCUCAUAGAAUUGGACAGAUUCGUCCUGUUACAGUGACACGGCUCACUAUAAAAGAUACAGUUGAAGACAGAAUACUGGUUCUUUAGGAAGAGGAGGAAAAUGGUUGCAUCCACUUUUGGCGAUGACAAUUCCGACUCUCGCCUUUCAGUGGAUGAUCUGAAAUAUCUUUUUGGUGUAGAUUCUUAGAUUAUUGCCUACUUGUUCCCGCCAUGAAUGGUUAAUGCUUAUAGUUAAGUUUUGCCUUUGGAGGGUUAGGUUUGGAGUUCAAGAUAGUUCAAGGGAUGGAUGGCUUCUUUUUUGUUGGUGCCUGCUGACAUGUGUUGCUCAAGUUGACUGGUGAGGUUGGCUAAUUUGUGUAGCACAAAGCUGCCUGUAAAUAUUCUAAUUAAAUUUAUAUAUAUGGAAAUGCUACCUUGUACAAUUCUAUUGUUCAGGUGCACACUGUGCU
Molecule: messenger RNA, 2456 nt
Organism: Arachis stenosperma
Lineage: Eukaryota; Viridiplantae; Streptophyta; Magnoliopsida; Fabales; Fabaceae
Product: helicase-like transcription factor CHR28
Molecular function (GO): metal ion binding; ATP-dependent chromatin remodeler activity; ATP binding
Source: RefSeq, a predicted model, not a curated record